Notothenia coriiceps (black rockcod) is the source of this 1751-nucleotide messenger RNA. It is a transcript of the gene antxr2b, whose product is annotated as ANTXR cell adhesion molecule 2b. NCBI's taxonomy places the organism in Eukaryota, Metazoa, Chordata, Actinopteri, Perciformes, Nototheniidae. The transcript has 17 exons. Gene Ontology annotation, molecular function: transmembrane signaling receptor activity. Gene Ontology annotation, cellular component: plasma membrane; cell surface. The coding region runs from base 179 to 1627 and encodes 482 amino acids. The record is from RefSeq and is a predicted model, not a curated record.
CCAUUAUCAGCCUGCUGUCAGAGAACACACAUCCUCUUCACUUCCACUCAGCAGGGACUUCAACAUGUGAACCGCGGGGCUGAUGCCGAGCAGAUGAUGACAGACUCAAAGCAGCUGAUUUAGGGAUUAUUGAAACAUUUUUUUAUCAAACACCCUGCUGAUAUGAGACACAUGGAUUAUGGAUCUGAUAUGGAUAUGUUCCCAGAUCCUACUUUUUCUAAGUGUUUGUGUGAAUUCAUCACUGCCUGAUGGUGACGAUGCUUCUUGUGAUGGAGCGUUUGAUAUUUAUUUUGUUUUAGACAGGUCAGGCAGUGUGUUUGGACACUGGAAUGAGAUCUAUGGAUUUGUGGAGCAGCUCACCAACAGAUUUGUCAGUCCCAGGAUGAGGGUUUCCUACAUCGUCUUUUCAGCCAGAGCAGUCGUAAUACUGCCACUAACUGGAGACAGGUCUGAGAUAAACAAGGGUUUGGAGAAGCUGAGCCAAAUCAAACCAGCUGGUGAAACGUACAUGCACGAAGGCAUAAAAGCGGUGUCAGAGCAGAUGAAGACACAGACUUCUCCGUCCUCCAGCAUCAUCAUCAUUUUGACUGAUGGCAAGCUGGAGGUCUUCCCCUUUGAGAUGACUCUAGAGGAGGCCGACAGAGCCAGAGGGUUUGGAGCCAGAGUGUACUGCGUCGGGGUCAUGGACUUUGACCACAAACAGCUUGCUGAAAUAGCAGACGGUAAUGAACAAGUCUUCCCCGUGCUGUCCGGGUUUCAUGCCCUCAAAGACAUCGUCAACAAGAUCCUGAAGCAGACAUGUGCAGAUGUUUUCACAAUAGAGCCGUCAAGUGUUUGUGUGAAUGAGUCUUUCAGUGUGGUGCUGAGGGGCAGCGGCUUCAGCGGAUCCAGGAGGACAGACAACAUACUCUGCACCCUCACUGUCGAUCAAAAGACAUACGACCAGAAGCCACAAGUAGUGAGAGACGGCUAUCUGCUGUGUCCUGCUCCUGUUCUGCAUGAGGUCGGACAAUCAAUAGAAGUGCUGGUCAGCAUCAAUAAUGGACAAUCUUACAUCUCCAGUCCCAUCACCAUCUAUGCUACAACAUGUUCAGAUGGGACCUGGUUGCUGUGGCUGUUGCUGGCUCUGCUCCUGUUGCUGGCUCUGGUUUUAUUCUGGUGGUUCUGGCCUCUCUGCUGCACUGUGGUGAUCAGAGACCCACCACCUGAUCGCCCACCUCCGCCACUGCCUGUCAUUGAGCCAGAAGAAGUCAUGUCGCCCAAACACCGAUGGCCUACAGUAGAUGCUUCUUACUAUGGGGUCAGAGGCCCUGGAGGAAUCACACGCAUGGAGGUGCGUUGGGGGCAGAUGGGCUCCACAGAGGAAGGGUCCCGUCUAGAGAAAGCUAAAAACGCUGUGGUCACCAUGCCAGAGGGAGAGGAGGAGCCCAUCAUGUCCCGACCCCCACCAAGAGCUCCUCCAGUCCUCAUCCCCCCGCCACAGUCCAAAUGGUACACUCCCAUCAAGGGGUGUUUUGAUGCGCUGCGGGCAUUACUGAGGAGGCAGUACGACAGAGUGGCAAUCAUGAGGCCGACAUCCCAGGAUAAGGGCCGCUGCAUUAACUUCACCAGAGUUCAGAGUCACUGAUGUUCAAAGAAGACCGACACUUUUCACUUUAGUCCAGUUUGACCAAAGACGACCGACAGGUACUAAGAGAUGAAUGUUUGGAUUCAUCAUGUCUUGUAAAUAAAUGUCUUUACUAUAUAUAAUA